Messenger RNA from Ectocarpus siliculosus, 1983 nucleotides. Lineage: Eukaryota; Phaeophyceae; Ectocarpales; Ectocarpaceae. The record is from the annotation of a GenBank genome assembly.
AUGGUUUUCCCCAAGACUUUCAGCCACCAGGUGAACAAGGAAGGCGAGGUGGAGAUCGACGAGCCGCGAGAUCUCUUCACCCAAGAAAACUUCAAGAAGUUUGAAUGCGACUGGGCCGACAAGCAAGAGACGGCUUUCUUCAGGGGCACGGCAACGGGAGGAGGCACUACCCGCGAGACCAACCAGCGACUAGCAAUUGCCUGGCAGUCCUUCGAGUGGGAGUCAAGUCCGGAGCACAACGGGAAGGGGUCAUCGUCGUCCGAUGGCGGCGGUGGUGGAUCGACCGACCCCUUGCUAGACGCCGCGAUAGUCGGGUGGAACCUGAGAGACAAGAAGAUCGCCGGGCAGGAGAUGCGGUUCCUCGAUCCGACCACGAUCCCUUUCAAGGGGGGAAGGGAGAACUUCACGCCCAUCUACCAACAGUCUAAGUUCAAGUACUUGGUGUACGUGGAAGGGCACUGCGCGGCAUGCCGGUACGGGUUUAUGAUGCGCCUCGGAUCUGUUAUCCUUAAGGUGACAUCACGCUGUGUUGCCGACAGCAUGUGGUACUUCCCUCUCCUGCAGCCUUGGGUGGACCAUGUUCCCAUCAAGGCCGACCUCUCCGAUCUAGAGGAAAAAAUCCGGUGGUGCAGAAGCCAUGACGAUGAGUGCAGGAAAAUGGCGGGUGCCGCGGCGAAGCUGUACGAAAAGUUCGUGUCUCAAGAUGCAGCCCUAGACUACGUUGAGAUGCUCUCGCACGAGAUCAACUCUCGGUAUCGCAUCCCGCCGACGUGGUGGACUCCCUCCGCCGCCCUGGUGGACAUCCCCCCACCUUACUCGCAAGAGUUCAAGUGCAACACGUGCAGCCGAGAGGGGAAAUGCACUCGCUGCAAGGCGGACGACGCCGACCGCCUGGAGCGUGAAAAGAAACUGGAGAAGAAGAAAGAGGAUACUGCGGAGGACAAGAAGCGUCAAGAGAAGAGGGCGCGCGAGAGCAUUCUCAAGCGCGCUAAGGCGAAGAAAAAGAAGCAGCAGGAGGAGGAAGACCACCAGCAACAGCAGCGGCAACAACAGCUGGAGGCGGAGAAAGCAUCAAGCUCCGAAUGGUAGCUUGUUUGUGUGUGCAGCAGCCCUUAUGUCUGUUCUUCUGGAUUCUCAUUAUUAGUUGGCGGUAACAGCAGUGUCAGCGAAGCAAGAGGAGGAAGGAACACAUGGAUUGUAGAUUUAGAACUAUAGAGAGGCUGGCAGCCCUUCGACGUACACCAUGUAUCGCUAGGGGAAGAGGGACGGUCGAGUUGUUGUACGGUGGUAGUAUUUAGCACCCUCUACCCUAUCAGCUUCGUCGACCGGCGGAGAGAGCAGCACCGGGAAGCAACAGAGGAGGCGAGGAAGAAGUAGCCUAAAAUAUCAAAUAUCAUAUGCGUAUCGACCAGCAGUUUUGAGGGCAGAACAAGCAAGCACGCGCCACGAGCACAAGAACUCCAAGCAAGCCCUCACCUCACCUCACCCGAAGCCGAAGGCGCCCUUGAUGUGGAGAGUGGAGGAUGACAAUACGGAUAUGUCUAGCUCGAGCACAGCCAUCUCGCCCAACUUGAAAAUCGUGCACGUGCUGUUCCAACCCGGUUUCUGUCGCGUCUAAAAAGAAACCAGCUACCACAACAAGUGACUUACAGGGACACUUUUGUACGCUCGAACUCUCCUGGUUGUGUGUUUAGCAGGAUUCGAGCACCAUUCAAAAAAUUCUGCGCGCCACAGCGAAUGAUACUAGUCUACUACUCUGUUGAGCCUCUUGGUUGAGACGAUCAAAGGCUACGGUUCGUCUUCCCACAGAGCAAGAACUGUAUGUAGGGAAUGAGCGUCACGGAGCUUGCCUUUCAACAGGAGGGCAGGCACCAUGCAGCAUGCACACACAAGUGUGAGAUUGUUGUGUACUGUCACCGUCUCGGCGUGAUAGCAUUGUAUGUAAUGUGGCAAGUGGAGGAAUUGUGGACAGAGCUCUGCUGU